AUGAGAAAGAGCACCAGGCUACCAGGUCCAAAGACUUUCUCAACUUCCCUUUCUCCUCCCAGCAGCGUCCAAAAUUCUUGGCUGCAAACUCACCUGCGUGGGCGCACGAUUUUAUCUCACUCGAGUUCUCCUCGCGAAGACCCAGCCCAGCGGCGGGGUUUGACUCAGCACAUAGGCACGGUCCCUGAAAUCAGAUCGUGGCUCUCGAGCUACGAGCGACCCACCCCCGCCCCACCCUCCGUCACCCAGGCGGCAGCCGCAGAGGCAGCUGCGGCGCUCCAACCCGACAAGCGUCCCAAGGAGGUGCAGCCCCGGGGAAGCUGGCGACCCUCCCGAGCUGGGAGAAAGACAAACUUCCUCUCGCCCGCACUGCCCCCACGUCCACCGCUGCCCUGGGGGCCCCCUUCGAAGGCGAGGUCACGGCCCGUUUGGUGGUGGCUUGACCGGGGCGUCCCAGAGGAGCCAGCAAGCCCUCGCCUCCUCUGUGGGGUGUUUGCCAAGGACAGCUGGGCUCUGCGCUGCUUGCAGCCGCUGCUCCAGGAAGUCGGCCCCAAGCAGGCUUGCAGGAUUCACUAUAGAAUCCCUGCCUUUCCCCAGAGCCUGCCGGUGUUCUGCGCAGGGCCCUGCCUCGCCUUCCCACGGAGGGACGCGAAGACCCCGGGGUCUCUUCUUUCAGUUUCGCUCCAAGGUGCAGCCGCUUUCCCGGCAGCGGGACGUCUUUUAAUUGGGGACAUGUAUAUGGAUGAGGAUGGCACUCCGCCAGCAAGCCCCAGGUGGGAAGCAUGCCCUCCGGAGGGAGCUGUGCCUAGAACGUCGAAGACAGCAGGAGGAGCUGAAGGCUCUGACAAGGCCGUCAUGUAAAAACAGCAUUAAGGAUCAUGACCUUUUCCCUCGAAUGGACCCAUUUUCGUCUUUUAAUUCCACAAUCAGAGGGAAUGAGCAAUGAAGGGGGAGGAAGGCUGCCUUAUGCGUUCUAGGAUGUUUAGCACCUGCAUACACACAUCCAUAGGGACAGCCAAAUGUCUCCAGACAUUGCUAAAUGCCCCUUGCCAGGGAGUGGCAAAGUCAAAGUCAGAACCUCUGCCUCAAAGGAAGAACAUGGAUCCCCUUUAUCUGUACAUUCUAGGGGCCUAGCACAAGCCCUCUGUGCUGAAAACAUCUCUGAAUUAUCCCAAUCGCCACAUCGAUGCAAUCAUUUUAAAGAUGAAGCAAUUCUGCUGUCUGGAGGACCUAUGCUUCCCCAAGGCCAUAAAAGAGUUGGCAUAGCACCCUAAAUAAUGUGUUUUGUGGGCGGCCUCUCCACCCCCGAUGUGUGCUACUUGACCUGCUUGUUGGCACUGGUGGAGAAACUCCUAACUCGUUUCCUCAUUAGUGCACUGCAUUCAGCUGAAGGACCUAGCUGACCUUUCAUCUGUCCCACAACACUCACAGGAGUAGCGUAAUGGGGAUGGUGGGUCUUGCUAUUUUGUCCAGGUUGGGCUGAACUUGUGAUCCUUCUGCCUCAGCCUCCUGAGUAGC
This is a messenger RNA of Homo sapiens (human), 1518 nucleotides long. RefSeq lists its product as uncharacterized. The coding region runs from base 1 to 861 and encodes 286 amino acids. Lineage: Eukaryota; Metazoa; Chordata; Mammalia; Primates; Hominidae. The record is from RefSeq and is a predicted model, not a curated record. The transcript has 4 exons.